AUGUCGCUCAGACAGCGGGCAGGCGGGUGGAGGCGUGGCCGAAGCCGACCCGCCGCCGCAGCCCUGGCGAGCCGAGUGCCCGCGCGAGCCGCAGCCCCCAACUACGACCCCUACCGGAUCAAGGUCCCGGACGUCGUAGUGCCGCCGUUCCCUCCUAGCAACGCCAAGCGGACCGGCGUGGUGUUCACCACUACAGAUCAGCACGGCCAUGGCCAAGAACCCUACCACCACCACCACCACCACCAAAACCAGGGCCCGCCAGUAUUCCAGCAAGGCCCCGAGGCGCAGGCAUCCGAGGACACCGACCCCAAAGACGAAACGUUCCUCGGAGUGCUCAAGGGCUUCUUCGGAAAAUUCAAAGGCAAACAAGGGAAGGGUGAAGGUGAUGCGAUGAUGAAACAUGACAUGGAGCUGCAGUGGCUCCGUCUUUAGAUCUUCGCGUCGCGAACACAGACCCAUCCGACCAUUUUGAAUUUAUAUUCCUACAUAGAAGACAUGUGAAAUAGACACUUUCCAAUACAAA
This is a messenger RNA of Trichoplusia ni (cabbage looper), 523 nucleotides long. RefSeq lists its product as uncharacterized. The transcript has 2 exons. The record is from RefSeq and is a predicted model, not a curated record. NCBI's taxonomy places the organism in Eukaryota, Metazoa, Arthropoda, Insecta, Lepidoptera, Noctuidae. The coding region runs from base 1 to 432 and encodes 143 amino acids.